AUGGGCGGUUGCCUUAGCGGAAGAUUUGCUGGUCCUCCUCCUAACGGUGGAUUUGGAAUGGGUGGAAUGGGUGGAAUGGGUGGAAUGGGCGGAAUGGGCGGCCCAGGCGGUAUGGGUGGCGGCAUGGGAGGUGUCAUAGGAGGCCUUAUGCAGGGCCAUAAUGGUGGUGGAUUUGGUAUGGGAGGUCCUGGUGGUAUGGGCGGGCCUGGUGGUGGCUUUGGCGGACCCGGAGGCGGAGGGCCGGGCGGAGGAUGGGGCGGGCCGGGCGGAGGAGGCUUUGGAGGCGGCGGUUUUGGAGGCGGCGGACCGGGUGGUGGACCCGGAGGUGACUUUGGCGGACCCGGAGGUGGAGGGCGACCAGGUGGAUGGUAAACGGCACAUGCCAGACCUGACGUUUGACAUAUAUAACCAGGAUACUUACUGGAUUCGUUCGUCAUUUAUAAUACUCAACUCGACAUCUCUGUCAAAGACGUCCACAGUUGGACUUGGUAUUGUAUCUAUACACGACUGUAGCUCUAUUAAUCACAUUCCCCUUGGAUAAACACUAUUUGAUAUAUGGUUAUAUAGAAACUGCGUAGAAAAGAACCAGACCAAACGGUCAUUAC
Molecule: messenger RNA, 605 nt
Organism: Guyanagaster necrorhizus
Lineage: Eukaryota; Fungi; Basidiomycota; Agaricomycetes; Agaricales; Physalacriaceae
Exons: 2
Coding region: 161-541 (126 amino acids)
Source: RefSeq, a predicted model, not a curated record